AUGGAAGCCGUGGGUACGGGUGUUGCACAAACUCUGGUACAAAUUCACAGUGCUGCAGAAUCAUUGUUGGGCAAGCGAAAACGAUCCGAAGCAGAUCCUGAACAAAUUAUGUUUGGUAUCGUGACAACAGGUCGUUCUUGGCGUUUCAUCCGAUGA
Molecule: messenger RNA, 156 nt
Organism: Funneliformis mosseae
Lineage: Eukaryota; Fungi; Glomeromycota; Glomeromycetes; Glomerales; Glomeraceae
Source: the annotation of a GenBank genome assembly